Elaeis guineensis (African oil palm) is the source of this 1506-nucleotide messenger RNA. RefSeq lists its product as uncharacterized. Lineage: Eukaryota; Viridiplantae; Streptophyta; Magnoliopsida; Arecales; Arecaceae. The record is from RefSeq and is a predicted model, not a curated record.
AUUGAAGCGCCCAGCGAAUGUUAAAAUUAGACCUAGAUACGAGGCGUUUCUUUUGAUGAUGUUUUAAUUUCCUCGUCACCACCCCACCCCACCCCGCCCAAUCCUUUUUGAACCUCCCAGCCUCCUCCCUAUUUGGAAGCGCGAGGAAAACCUAACAAGAACGCUUCGCCAUGUCCGUCCACUUCGCCAUGGACGACCAGGAUCUCGACGACGCCGAGCUCUGGGCCGUCAUCGACUCCGCCGCCGCCUCCCGCUCCCGCAAGACCCACCUCGCCCUCAAGAACACCAACUCCAUGAGCCCCGGCCCCUCUCCUACACCUCUGAAGCCAUUCAGAAACCCUAGAGCCCAUCUCUUGGCGGUGGAGGAGGUCAGGGCUCCGGCAGACGGGGAGGUGGUGGAGGAGGAGCACUGGACGCACCGCCGGCCGCCGAAGAUGGCGAGGCUUGUGGAUCCUGUGGCCAGUAACGAUCAUCGGAUGGUUGUCGUCAGGCAUCCGUCCCGGACGCCGUCGCCGUCGUCUGGGGUGGUGAAGGAGUUGAGCCCGGUGGUCGAGAGCCCGCGGCUGCCCGAUAGGUGGCAGAGCGAGGAGACGGAGAACCUGAAUCACAGCUUAUUUGGGAAAUUCCCCUCUGUGUCUUCCUUCAAGCAGUACCAGAAUGCAGCGAUGGCGAUCCUAGAGAAAACUGACUAUGUCAUGAUAUCUGGGAAUCCGUAUAUUAAGAAAUCAGGAUGGAGAAAGAUAGCAUUUUUCUUCAAUCUCUCAUUUGAAAUCAAGGACAAAUCCAUUGAAUUCGAUGAAAAUCGGAAUGUUCAGCGUGCAGAGUUUGUUGUUCGUGCAUUCAUGCAAGGUGGAAGGUUCUCAGAUGGGUGGGGUUCUUGUGAACGACGUGAGAAAAGGUUCUUGAAACCAAACCAUGAUAUUCCCAGCACAGCUGAAACCAGAGCUAAAAAUAAAGCCUGUCAAGACCUUCUAGGAAUUGGAGAAUACCGACCAGGUGUAAUCAAUGGCUUUCGGUAGGCGCAACAUUAAAUAUAAAGCUGAUAUUGUUGUUGUGAAGUUCUCAUAGAACUUGUAAAUUUUGAGCUGUGGGCCAGUUGAAAGUCCGAAACGGGUUGAUAGAGACUAGAUGCUCCAUGCAUUUGGUAGGUCAGCUGGAAAGCUGAAUCAUCCUCUUUUUCCCUUAGUAAAUUCUUGCUUUCUUUCACCUCACUGGAUCAGGAAGCUCACGCCACAUAUGUUUUUCUUUGGUCCGGCUCAUUCCACAAACUUUAAUGAUUAUGAAUGGACUCCACAAAUUGCACGCAGCUCUGUUUCUCUUUUCUGCCAUUCAAUUAGUUUUUCAGUCUUUCUCAGGGAAAAAAAAAAAGUUUAAGGCACUGUUGGCGAACAUGGUGUUGAGCAAACAUAAUACUCCGUAAUCCUUGAUGUCCACUCUGGUGUUUCUUCUAUGCAUGUAUUGGUUAACCUUUAUCUUAUUGUAUUUCUGUGAUCUAUUGGAUGAGGU